Messenger RNA from Perognathus longimembris pacificus (Pacific pocket mouse), 570 nucleotides. It is a transcript of the gene Il37, whose product is annotated as interleukin 37. Gene Ontology annotation, biological process: cytokine-mediated signaling pathway; positive regulation of gene expression; inflammatory response to antigenic stimulus. Gene Ontology annotation, cellular component: nucleoplasm. The transcript has 4 exons. Gene Ontology annotation, molecular function: cytokine activity. NCBI's taxonomy places the organism in Eukaryota, Metazoa, Chordata, Mammalia, Rodentia, Heteromyidae. The coding region runs from base 1 to 570 and encodes 189 amino acids. The record is from RefSeq and is a predicted model, not a curated record.
AUGUCUGUCUUGGCAGAGUCAGAAGUGAGGAUGGACACCCAAGAUCAGGAAGAAGGUGACUCCCAGUGCUGCCCAGGAGAGACUUUCUUUGUACUAGCCUCUCACUGGGAAUCAGCCGCUGCGGACAAAAAUCCGAUUUCCUUGGCUGUCUCCAAAGGGGAGGUCUGUCUCUACUGUGACAAGGACAAAGGAAAGCGUAAGCCGUCCCUUCAGCUGAAGAAGAAGCAGCUCAUGAGUCUCAUUGGCCAGAACGAGCCAGUGCAGAAGGCCUUCAUGUUUUACAAGGUUCAGGUGGGAAGCCGGCACACCUUGGAGUCAGCGGCCAAUCCGGGAUGGUUUGUCUGCACCUCCUGUAAUUCUGGCACACCUGUUGGAGUGACAAACAAAGCUUCUGCUGUCACCAAGCGGGGCUCCCGUCAUCCUGUCCGCGAUUGCCGGGCUCUGUCACCAAGCAGGACUCUCACCCGCAUUAAGGGGGAUGGGCUCCCCAAAAAUAGAAACCCAAGACCUGGAAACCGACUCCUGUGUGGCAAGGGGGGUCGAAAAUUGCCUCCUGGUUUUUGGUGUUGA